UCUUUCAUCCAUUUUCAUUUUUUUCCUUCACCCAUUUAUUUCCUUUGUCUCUCUCUCUCUCUUUCUUUAUUGUGUUGCUUUCAAUAUUUUUGCAUAAACUAUAAUGGAAUGCAAAAAUCAGCAACCUCAAUUAUCACCAAAAUAUGAGUGUCUUCUCUUUGAUGUUGAUGAUACUCUUUACCCUCUUAGUUCUGGUUUGUCAAAACAAUGCACUAAAAACAUUGAAGAGUACAUGGUUGAAGAACUUGGGAUUGAGAAAGAUGGAGUUGUAGAGAUGAAUCAGUUUCUGUAUAGGAGUUAUGGGACUUCCAUGGCUGGUCUUAAGGCUAUUGGUUAUGAAUUUGAUAAUGAUCACUAUCACAGCUUGGUUCAUGGAAGAUUACCAUAUAACAAUUUGAAGCGUGAUCCUGUUCUCAGAAAUCUCUUACUUAGUUUGCCGAUUCGUAAAGUUAUCUUCUCGAACGCGGAUGAAGUUCAUGUUGCCAAAGUUCUAAGUAGGCUUGGUUUGGAGGGUUGUUUUGAGAGGAUCAUAUGCUUUGAGAGUCUUAACUCCUCUAAUUUAGAUACUUCUUCUGAUGAUGGUUCUGAAUCGGAUUCCAAAACCUCGACAAACAGCGAUACAGAUGACACUCCUCCACCGCUCCCUGUCACUCCAAUUAUCUGCAAACCUUCUCCACAAGCAUUUGAGUUAGCACUUAAGAUAGCCAAUGUUGACCCUAAGAAAACAUUGUUCUUUGACGAUAGCAUCCGCAACAUAAAAAUGGGAAAAUCCAGUGGCCUCCACACAGUGCUGGUUGGAUCAUGGAAUAGAGGGAAUGGAGUUGAUUAUGCAUUGGAAAGCAUUCAUAACAUUAGAGAAGCUCUGCCAGAACUAUGGGAAGUUGAUGAGAAGAUGAAGAAUCAAAGGCUUUCUUCAAAAAUUGCAUUGGACACUUCAUUUGUUAUGGCCUAAUUAAAUAUUCAACUCCUCAUUAUUAUAAUUAACAUAUCUAUUUUAUUACCCCUAAUUAAUCGUGGAGUUUGGAUGUUAUAUUAUAUAAUCCACCCCAUUUGUAAUAAACUAUUUAAAAUAUAUGAAAUGUAAAGCAAAGUUAUCUCUUUCUUUGCUUUUGAUAUUGGGUAUGCAAA
Molecule: messenger RNA, 1128 nt
Organism: Cucumis melo (muskmelon)
Lineage: Eukaryota; Viridiplantae; Streptophyta; Magnoliopsida; Cucurbitales; Cucurbitaceae
Exons: 8
Coding region: 104-952 (282 amino acids)
Source: RefSeq, a predicted model, not a curated record